Molecule: messenger RNA, 7025 nt
Organism: Pantherophis guttatus
Lineage: Eukaryota; Metazoa; Chordata; Lepidosauria; Squamata; Colubridae
Gene: RSBN1
Product: round spermatid basic protein 1
Cellular component (GO): nucleus
Source: RefSeq, a predicted model, not a curated record
AGCUGGAGCGAAAACUUCAUUUCCCGGCAACCUUUGCAUAAACAAGCAGACGUCCAGUCAACGAAAACUACAGAUCCCGACGUGCAAGAUUGGACCACAAUUCCCAGAGAGUGUCAAGCGACGCCUGCGCAGCGUUUACAGGCGCUCGGGCCAUUUAAAUGUGUGUGAGGGAGAGAGAGCGAAAUGGCUGCGCAGGUCGCUGCGGUACGCGCCGUGUCCCGGGGCGCGGAAGAGACGCCUUCGCUGCCACUCGGCGACCGGCCUGGUCGACCGAGGGGAGGAGGGAGGAAGCGGAAAGGUCCUCUCGGGGAUGCCGGGAGCUGCAAGAGGGCGAAGUUGAGCCAGCCCCCGCUGACGGUGAGGCCCUCUCAGGCAGAGCCGCUGCCGCCGGCCUCCGUUCCCGGCCUCCCAGCGACUCCGGCCGUGCCUUCCGCCCCCGCUGGGCUUUUCACUUUCUCUCCUCUUAGCCUGCCCCCGCAGGCCCUGCACUGCGAGCGACGACAUCACCACCGACACCGGCACCGUCCGGAUAGCGGGGACUCGGAGCCUGGCCGUUCCUCUGGGGAGAAGCCCCACAAGGGUAGGCGGGGAAGCUCCGGGGACGGGGCUCUUGGGCGGCCCAGCAAGAGAGAAACCCGAGAUGAAAAUGGCAAGACAGAAAGAUCUGACAGUCUUAUUGUAAAGAAAAUAAAGAAGAAGAAGAAAAAGAAACACAGAGAAGACAUGAGAGGGAGGCAUCUGAAAAUGUACAACAAAGAAGUACAGACAAUGUGUGCUGGUCUUACCCGUAUCAGCAAAGAGACUUUGACUCCAGAGGAGAGUGAUAAUUUGGAAGAGAACAAGGAAUCUUUUAGGUAUCUAAAAGACGAACAGCUGUGUCAGUUGAAUGUGGGCAUGGAGGAAUAUAGGAUACCCCAGGGGGUGCAGUCUCCAUUUACUACCCACCAAGAGCAUUCUGUUCGCAACAGCUUCUUAAAAACAGGCACUAAAUUUAGUAAUUUUAUUCAUGAAGAACAUCAAUCAAAUGGAGGAGCUCUAGUUCUUCAUGCCUAUAUGGAUGAACUCUCAUUUUUGUCUCCAGUGGAGAUGGAGAGAUUUGCAGAAGAGUUUCUUGCUUUGACAUUCAGUGAAAAUGAGAAAAAUGCAGCUUAUUAUGCUCUAGCGAUAGUUCAUGGGGCAGCUGCAUACUUGCCAGACUUCUUGGAUUACUUUGCUUUCAAUUUCCCUAGCACUCCAGUGAAAAUGGAAAUCCUUGGCAAAAAAGACAUUGAAACAACCACCAUUUCAAACUUUCACACUCAGGUCAGUCGAACGUACUGCUGUGGAACUUACAGAGCAGGUCCGAUGAGGCAGAUCAGUCUUGUUGGAGCAGUAGAUGAAGAAGUUGGAGAUUAUUUUCCAGAAUUUCUUGAUAUGUUAGAAGAAUCUCCAUUUCUUAGAAUGACUUUGCCUUGGGGUACUCUUUCGAGUCUCAGACUUCAGUGUAGGUCACAAAGUGAUGAUGGGCCCAUUAUGUGGGUAAGACCUGGUGAACAGAUGAUCCCAACAGCUGAUAUGCCAAAGUCACCAUUCAAAAGGCGCAGAUCUAUGAAUGAAAUAAAAAAUCUCCAAUAUCUACCUCGGACCAGUGAACCCCGUGAAGUUCUCUUUGAAGACAGAACAAGAGCGCAUGCUGAUCAUGUUGGGCAAGGGUUUGAUUGGCAGAGUACAGCUGCUGUUGGAGUUUUAAAAGCUGUGCAGUUUGGUGAAUGGAGUGACCAGCCUCGUAUAACCAAAGAUGUUGUUUGUUUUCAUGCUGAAGAUUUCACUGAUGUAGUUCAAAGACUUCAGUUGGAUCUGCAUGAACCUCCAGUAUCACAGUGUGUUCAAUGGGUUGACGAAGCUAAGCUAAACCAAAUGAGACGAGAAGGGAUUCGUUAUGCCAGAAUCCAGCUAUGUGACAAUGACAUCUACUUCAUCCCUAGAAAUGUCAUUCAUCAGUUCAAGACAGUGUCAGCUGUCUGCAGUUUAGCUUGGCAUAUAAGGCUCAAACAAUACUAUCCUGCGGCAGAGGAUUCUCAGUGUAUGGAAAACAUUUCAAAUACGGACACGGUGAAACUGGAAGGUGAAGACCAAUGUGUACUUAUGAAAAAAGAGACUGAAGAAGAAAGAGAAGUACAGACUACUGUGACAGUAGCAUCACCAUCACUGUUUUCAUCCCUGUCAUGACUUAUUCUGCAACAAGAUUACUGGUUUGCCCUUUCCAGCUUUUAAAACUAGAUUCAGAUCAGCAACACAAUCCACAGAAGGAUCAUAUACUCUUUCUUGUCUGAUAUGUACAUAAUCAUACAUUUUUAAACAGCUUUUUAAAAUUUUGAUGUGAAGUUAUAGUUUUAUAACUGGGUUAUGUUUUAUUGGAGAAAACUUGCCUAUAAUUCUAUAAAGAAAGGUGACAUUCCAAAAUGUCAAGCGUAUCUUUUUUACACAGAUUAUGCAAAAUUAGAGUUGUAUUUUAUUCCCUUAGUACAGCAUGUAGUAGUGGACUACAACUUUUUGCAUUUCUUUUUUUAAGGGAUGAGGUAAAUAAUUCAACAUCUCAAUAGUUUUCCUUCAGGAAUAUCAAGUAUUUAACACUUGAUAAGUCUGAUAACUUUUCAUCUAUUUUAUCUUUAGCUUUCAGCAUAAAAGGGAUGGUUUCUGUGGCAGAUUCACAAAGUGACUCUCCCUCCCAUUCAAUUAAUGGCUUGAAUGAAAGAGAAAGCACAGCACUUUUAAUGAUCAAUGACAUUUGUAUGUGUGAGAGAGUUUGAAAGCCUGGAGGAAGCUCAAGUUACCAGCAGUGUAGAUUAAUCCUUAAUUGCUUAAGAAGACAUUCAGUAAGAAGUUGAUGUAUGAGAUUAGUUGCAGAGUGUAUGAUCUUGUUGAAAUGAAAUUACUGAUACAACUCUUUCGUGGUCCUCUGCUUUUAAUGUAUAUUGGAAUAUUUUUUUAAUAUCUUUCCGAACUGCAUAACUUAAUACACUAGUGUCUAAUGAAAGUAAUUGUUAGCAGUCUCUUUGACGAAACUGCUGUCUUUGAGCACUUUAAGGAUUUACAAUAUUUAAACCAACUUGGUGGCUUGUUUAAUUCACAGUAGGCAUCUUAGAGGGAAACCAUCAACUCCUUCGCAUUGCGGCACUUAAUAUAAUAGGGCAGGUCUAUAUCUCCUUUAUUCUUUGAAAUUAUAUAUAACUGAUUCACAAUAAACUGUCACAUAAUCACAUAUGGAUUGCUACUUUUGCAAGUAAUUCUUGGAUUCCUUAAUGCUAUAUUGGAAGAUUAAACAGCACAUGUUAGUAUGUUCAGUAUAAUUGGCUUAUAUUAUUUAGCAUUCCUUCAAUAUUUCCCAGCAUUAAGUAGAUUCAGCUUUUAUUCAUUAUAUACAGAACAAUGUUUGUUUUGGAUAGUAAAAUGAAAUUGGGCCCCUCAUGUAGGAUCUGAACUUUUAUCACGAUUUAAUCAAAUUUAUUUGUAUUUUUAAAUCUGUUUUUUAAUGUAGAAGAGAGAAUGGGAGCGCUACACCAAUGCAAGUCAAGAAAACAGUUGUGGGGAAAAUGCAAAUAUUCGUAUGUUUGUAAUAGCAAUUACUUUGUGCAAUAUUGUUUUGUGUAGAUUAUAAGCAUAUUAGCACCUCAGUAUAGAGGACACAGUUUUAAACAAAUAGCAAAAUAAUCAGAAAACUUUGCAGUAUUUAGAUAGAACUUGUAUUACUCCUGAUAUAUACAUGUUUAUGUAUUGACUUUGGUGCAGUCCUAAAGACAAGUAGACAAUUUUCAACAAAUUGAAUUUCCAUACUGAAGUGGUAGGGACUUUCUAAGUAAUCUGUGUAAAUAAGGUGUUUAGGUUGAAACCUUUUUACAAAAGGUAGUGAGUUCUUAUACAGGAGUGUAGCUUUUAAUGAAAAAUUCUAGAUUGACCAAUACUGGUUCAGAAAACCUCUGUGUACUCUGGCUUUUUACAUUUUUUUACAGUUAUCCAGAAGAAUUUUCAAAAGCUGUAGCUGGCUGUCCUAAGUAAAAUUCUUCAUAGACAAUAUGGGCUUCAGUAAUUCAUUUAUGUUUCACCAACUCCACAUUUUUGCAUUUUUCUUCCACUAAUUUUCCUCGUCUUCCAAACAUCAAUUUCCCACAGUUAAUGUUAUGUAAAUAACAAAUUCAACUCCAGACAUGUCACUUGGAUAUUUCAACUGCAUUGAGUUGCACUGUGUACUGUAUGAUCACUCAGGAGUUGGAUUUAAAAAAUAAUUGAAUGAAAAACUGUUUAUUACUUCACUUAUCCUGUUUUGAAAUAUACAUUUGAAAAUUGUUUCAAAUUCUACAAUCUAGUAAUGGACAUUAGAAAAAGACAUAGAGUAAGAUGAAAAUAGCAAUUGGAAUCUAAACUUGCUCCUUUGAGAGCAGAAUGAGGUUUUUCUAUUGGCAGAGGGAACCAGGAUUCAGAGAAUGCUUUCAGCUAGAGGAAAAAAAGUUUCCCAACUCUCCAGAGCACUUCUUCAUUAGGGGACUGGAGGAAAAGUAUUGGCAAAAAUUACCAAUAUCCUUUUUUUUUUCAGUGUGAACUCCAUUGUGCAUAGUUCUAGAUCCAGUUCAAUAACCUUAAAGAGUUUUUUGUGUGCAUCACAUUACAGCAAUAGGCUUACAAGAGAAGCCUUUUUUAAAAUUAAGAAACAAUCUACUAAAGUAUGUGAAAUGAACAUUCAUGACCUUUGCCAUUCAUGAAAGAUUAAGAAGAUUAAAUAAAUGAUUCUGAAGCAGCAUCCCACAUUUUUCCAACUCAAGAGUUUUCUGUCAAAAUUUUAUGGUAUUAUGUAUAAAUAUAUUCACCAAUUUACAUUUCAACCAUCAAAUAUAUUUUCUGUCACCUAUUUUGAUUUAAUAAUACAUAUAGUCUUUACUGUAAUUACUUUGGCCACAUCUUUACAAUAGUUAAAAAGUAUGAAUUAUGAUUACUACUGCAUUCCCUAGCAAAUACCAAAGAAGUCUGGGCAUAAAUUUUUGUGUAUCUGCCAGGACUCUGCUUAUUUCUCUUUAUGCCUGUAGCUCACCUCAUACUGCUAGACUGUUUUUCUUAAAAACUCCUCAAAAUUUAAGCUUUUUCAGGAGUAGGAAGAAGGCUCAGUCAGAAAGCCUGAGUGCCUGCAUCUCACUCUGGCUCAGUGGUUAAGAUUCUUAUAGGAACAGUUGAUAAAAAGCACUACAACUGAUAUAGUAAUCCAUAUAUAUUCUAGAGUAAGAAAGACCAAUACAAAUACUUGAGUGAAAAAUAAUCAAAAUGGACCUGAAAAAAUGAGUGGCAGAAUGGUUUGUUUUAAUGAUUUUGUUUGAGAACAUAAUAUUUGCUCUUGGAGUAGAAAAGAGAUGAUAAUUAAUGUCUCAGGAAGAUGUUGGGAAUGAUUUGUGCUGAUGUGAUGAAGUCAAAAAAUGAUUAUCUUGCCAGCGUAAUUGAUACUUUAAUGCCUAGUUGCUUUGCAAAGAUAUUUCACUUAAACCUGACAGGAAAUCUUAUUUUAUAAAUUUCAAAAUAUGUGGACAUUAUAUAGUUACAAAAUCAAAUGAAGAGUAAAGGCAGAAAAAUCUUUACAUUUAUUUUAUUAGAAGUAGUGGACAAUUUGGGAACAUAUUCAUUUCUAAUCUAUAUAAUUGUUGAAUACUAGUUAAGCAUUCAUUAUAUUCUAUCUUUUAAAUGCCAUUAGUAGAUCCACAAAGGUGGUUCUUAUUUAAAGAUCUUGAGCAGCUCUUAAGUUGGUAGCUGGAAAAUUUCUUUUGUUUUACUAAAAAUCUAUUUCUUUUUAAAUACCAAUGAAAAAUAGUAUGUUUUCAAGAAAGGUUGUAUUGGGCUAUUGAUUCAUUUAGCAAAUCAAUAAAAGCAAAAUUAAUAUUUAAGUGAACUAAAUAUUUCACAUUCCCCCUCACAUAUUUCUGAACAUGAAGUAAUAUGUAAAUAAUAGACAUGUUCUCUUCCAUGAAGAUGGAACAUAUGGAGGUUUCAUGUGAAAUUAAGGAAUACUUCCAUUACAGAUUUUACCAUAUAAUAAAAGGGCUCAUUAGCUGUUUUCCUAUUUUUGAGGGCAUAACAUUUGUCCAGAGACAAGAAAGUUAUAUCAGAGCCCCAAGAUGCAUAUAACUUCCCUCCUCCCCCCCCCCCCCCCCCGCUGCCAUUCAUAUGCUUGAAUUUAUUCUGGGUGGUGAAUUAUCUUCACUUGUGGCACAAUCCAACCAAAGUUAAGCACCUAUAAGUCCCAUUUAUUUUGAAUGGAAGAUAAGCAGUUGCUUAAUUCUCCAUUGAAAUUGGUGGAACUUUAAAUGUGUUUACUAUUGGUGGGAUAGCACUCUUAUUUCCUUAUAAAUGCUAUUUAUAGCCAUAUUGGUUGUGCUUGAAGGUUGCUAUGAAUAAGGAUAUUUAUCCUUCAGCUCCGAACAUUUUUGUAAUGUGGAUAAACUAUAUGUUGGUCCAAUAAACAAAUUUCCAAUAAUGUUAUGGCCUUCCAUUGAUAUACAUAAUAUUUUCAGGACCCAACAGCACAUGUAGUUGAUAAGGGGCUUCUCUUAAUCUAGCACUUUCAAUUCUGUCUAAGCAAAUAUCUUUACAUGUUGUAUAAAAUAGAUUUGUGUAGUGUUUUGUGAUUAAAUUCAGUUUUGAUUGGCAGCUAAGAUAUUUUUCUGUGGUUUUAAUAAUCUAAGGUCUUUGCAUAUAAAGGAUAUGUACAAUUGCCUGGAAGACUGUUUUUGUUUUUUGUUUUUUGCUUUGUGUGGCCUUAGUAUAUUUAUUGACAUUUUAGCAAGUGUUUUAAAGAAGUUUUUAUAAUAGUGUAAACUGAUGGGAAAAUUUUAACCCUCUCUGUGAAUAAUCCUUUGACACAGUGCAUUUCUUUUGGUAGGUGACUGUACAAGCGUAUCACUGUCAAAGCUAUUUGUUUAAAAAAAAAAAAGUACAAUGGAAUGCAUAGAAUUUUUCCCCUGUAAAGUAUUUUUUUAAUAAACAUAAGUCUGAUUUGUGCUUAAUUAAAA